Musca vetustissima is the source of this 1962-nucleotide messenger RNA. RefSeq names its product sodium-independent sulfate anion transporter-like. Gene Ontology annotation, molecular function: sulfate transmembrane transporter activity. The transcript is spliced from 5 exons. Gene Ontology annotation, cellular component: membrane. The coding region runs from base 1 to 1962 and encodes 653 amino acids. The record is from RefSeq and is a predicted model, not a curated record. Gene Ontology annotation, biological process: transmembrane transport. NCBI's taxonomy places the organism in Eukaryota, Metazoa, Arthropoda, Insecta, Diptera, Muscidae.
AUGCAUAACGGACGCGUUCGUGCAGAUAAUGCCAUCGAUUUCAAUAAUGUCAUGAUGACCGAUCAUCAAACCGUACAUCACAGCCGCCAGUCUCUGGCGGAUUUCACUAAUUCCGCCUACAAUGAAUCACAACGAGAACUUCUAACAAAUUCUAAUCAGUGUCGCAUAUUUCUAGACAAAGUUUUCAAUGCAAAGAAUUUGAAACGUCAUAUGCCGAUAUUUCAAUGGUUACCGGUUUAUAACAAAGCAGACUUUAUCGGUGACUUAAUAGCUGGUAUAACAGUUUCACUGGCUGCCAUACCCCUGGCGUUGGCUUUUGCCGGUAUUGCAGGUCUACCAACAGAGUUUGCUCUUUACAGUUCGUUUAUGGGUAACAUCAUCUAUACGAUAUUUGGAUCAUGUAAAGACAAUAUUGUUGGAUCUACAGCCAUUGCAUCGCUGCUGACACUGCAGGUAUGUCAUGGCAAUUGGCAAAAGUCGGUGCUGUUUACCCUACUCUCAGGAUUAAUAGAACUCAUUAUGGGUUUGACACGUUUGGGUUUUAUUAUUGAUUUUGUUUCUGGUCCCGUGAAUGCCGGCUUUACCAGUGCUGUCGCCCUAAUCAUCUUUACAUCACAAAUCAAAAAUAUUCUCGUAGUCAAAUCCACGGGAAAUUCAUUUCUACAAAAUUGGAUAUCAAUGAUAAAAGAUAUACAUAAUUUCCGUACAAGUGAUACAAUAUUGGGUGUUGGAAGUAUUAUUGUACUGAUUAUUUUGAGAUAUAUUGGAAAUAUUAAAUUGAAGGCGAAAGAAGGCGAAGAACUUUCAAGAACACAAAAAGUUUUUAAUACGAUAUUUUGGUUUUUGGGUGUUUCAAGAAAUGCUCUAUUGGUGUUUGUCACCGCCACAAUUGUGGGUUAUAUGGAACAUAUGGGGAAAAGUUAUGUCCAAUUGACGGGUUAUAUUCCAUCAGGAUUUCCUCCAGUAGAAUUUCCAGCUUUGUCUGUUGUCAAUGGUAAUGGAAGCUAUGUCAGUGAGGCAGAGUUGGAGAACAAUACCGAAAGUUUUUGGAUGUUAUUACAAGAAUUUGGAAGUGGUUUGCUAGUGAUACCACUGAUAUCCCUACUGGAAACUAUUGCUGUUUGUCGAACAUUUGCUAAUGGAAAACCCGUGGAUACCAAUCAGGAAUUAAUUACCUUGGGCUUGGCGAAUAUUACAAAUUCCUUUGUUCGUGGAUAUCGUAUCAACGGAGGCUUGGCUCGAGGUUCAGUGAAUACCGCCAGUGGUGGCAGAACGCAAUUUGUUAAUGUCUAUGUAAGCGUUAUAGUAAUAUUGGCCUUAUUAUACUUGGCCGAAUAUUUCUAUUAUAUACCAAAGGCAACAUUGGCUGCCAUAAUUAUAGCAGCUGUACUAUUUCAAUUACAAUAUCAAACUAUAAAACCAAUGUGGCAUAGUAAAAAAUCCGAUCUCUUCAUUGGUUUACUGGCAUUUACGGCAUGUCUGGUGGGUCCUUUAAGUGUUGGUGUAUUUGUGGCAAUUACCAUCAAUAUUUUGUACAUUCUAUAUCAAUCGGCCAGACCUGAAAUAAAUGUAGAUUUGGUUAAGACCUCCACGGGCAAGCAGUUUUUAAAAAUCACACCCGAUCGUUGCCUUAUAUUUCCCUCAGUCGAAUUUGUCCGCAACAAAAUUGUAAAAUCGGGACAAAAAUACACCAUUCCUGUAGUAUUCGAUUGCACGUUUAUAUAUGCUGCCGAUUUCACCACUGCCAAGGCCAUAGAAUUAAUAAUACAAGAUUUCAAUAGAAGAAAUCAAAAAUUAAUAUUUUUCAAUUUACGUCCACGUCUCUUGAAAGUGUUCAAAACUUUAAAAUCUCAAUUUGUAUUAUGUUAUUCGUUGAAUUGUAUUGAGAAAUUGUUGGACGAUCAAUCGAAUGGAUUAACAGCAGUGAACGGUGUUAAUGUUCAUGAAGUCACCGAACUGUAA